AUGGCCUCUACAUCCCCUAGCAAUUUCUCCUGGGUGGACCAGGGGAAAGUGGCUGGACUGGCCCUCCCCCGGAUGACCGCAGAGUACCAGUUCCUGCUGGACAAUGGCAUCCGACACCUGGUGUGCCUGUGCGAGCGCAAGCCGCCCAAUUAUGACACAUGUCCUCAAUUAAACCUGCAUCACAUCAAGAUCACCGACUUCACGCCCCCCACACAGGAGCAGAUCGAUAAAUUCCUCAACAUUGUGGAAGAGGCCAAUUCCAAGGGAGAGGGCGUGGCUGUCCACUGCAUGCACGGUCACGGACGAACAGGUACCAUGCUGGCCUGUUACCUGGUCAAGACGAGGAAAAUGUCCGGCAUUGACGCCAUCCAAGAGAUCCGACGACUUCGCUCGGGCUCCAUCGAAACCCACGACCAAGAAAAGGCAGUGGUACAGUUUUAUCAACGUGUUAAAUAA
Nerophis lumbriciformis (worm pipefish) is the source of this 456-nucleotide messenger RNA. The record is from RefSeq and is a predicted model, not a curated record. NCBI's taxonomy places the organism in Eukaryota, Metazoa, Chordata, Actinopteri, Syngnathiformes, Syngnathidae.